ACCCGGAAGCGGAAGCCAGCCUGCGGCGGGCGCGGGCGGGAGAAGGGAGGGGAGUAACUUCCGUUCGUCGGAAGUCGCUCCUCCCCCUCCCUUCACCUCCUUUCUUUGGGAUUGGUUCCUGGGACUCAGGCCCCGCCUCCUCCGGCCACGCCCCCUCGAGGCUGCUUUUCCCGCCUCCGCAGGGACAGAGCGGCGGUCCUGGUGACAGUUGAGCAUGGCCGGAGCGGAGGGGCAUGCUGGGCGGCAGUCGGAGCUGGAGCCCGUGGUAUCGUUGGUCGACGUGCUUGAGGAGGACGAGGAGCUAGAGAACGAGGCGUGCGCCGUGCUGGGCGGCAGCGACUCCGAGAAGUGCUCCUACUCGCAGGGCUCAGUAAAGAGACAAGCACUAUAUGCCUGUAGUACUUGCACUCCAGAGGGAGAAGAACCGGCAGGAAUUUGCCUAGCUUGCAGUUAUGAAUGCCAUGGAAGUCAUAAACUAUUUGAACUAUACACAAAAAGAAAUUUUCGUUGUGAUUGUGGAAACAGCAAGUUUAAAAAUUUGGAAUGCAAAUUAUUUCCUGACAAAGCAAAGACAAAUUCUGGCAAUAAGUACAAUGACAACUUUUUUGGAUUGUACUGCAUUUGCAAGAGACCUUAUCCUGAUCCUGAAGAUGAGAUUCCAGAUGAGAUGAUCCAGUGUAUAGUCUGUGAAGACUGGUUCCAUGGAAGGCAUCUUGGUGCCAUUCCCCCUGAGAGUGGGGACUUCCAGGAGAUGGUGUGCCAGGCUUGUAUGAAACGCUGCGCUUUCUUGUGGGCUUAUGCUGCGCAAUUGGCAGUAACCAAAGUAUCUGCUGAGGAUGAUGGGUUGGUGCUGAAUGUUGAUGGAAUUGGUGAUCAGGAAGUUAUCAAACCUGAAAAUGGAGAUCAUCUAGAUAGUACCCUCAAAGAGGAUGUUCCAGAACAUGGAAAGGAUGCUGUCAAAGAAGUUAAAGCAGAGCAGACUAAUGAACCAUGUACCAGCUCUAGUUCCGAAUCGGAUCUCCAGACGGUGUUUAAGAAUCAACACCUCAACACAGAGUCACAGCCUGGCUGCAGACUUCAGGAGCUUAAAGCUAAGCAGUUUGUAAAGAAAGACACUGCCACCUAUUGGCCCCUGAACUGGCGUAGCAAGUUAUGUACCUGCAAAGACUGUAUGAAAAUGUAUGGCGAUCUAGAUGUCCUGUUCCUGACAGAUGAAUAUGACACAGUUCUGGCUUAUGAAAACAAGGGCAAGGUCGACCAGGCGGCUGACAGGAGGGACCCUCUGAUGGACACCCUGAACAGCAUGAACAGAGUCCAGCAAGUGGAACUGAUUUGUGAAUAUAAUGACUUGAAGACUGAACUUAAAGACUAUCUCAAGAGAUUUGCUGAUGAAGGCACGGUUGUUAAGAGAGAGGACAUCCAGCAGUUCUUUGAGGAAUUUCAGUCAAAAAAGAGAAGAAGAGUGGAUGGGAUGCAGUAUUAUUGCAGCUAGAGUGGAGUGUGGUGCCUUCUCCUCCAGGCCAAUGAAAAUGCCGCUUACUGUUCCAGGAAUAAAAGAGGCAGAGUUCACAUUUGGUCCUCUUUCCGUCCUGUCCCUGGAGAGGCCUCCUCCUCUGGCCUUGAGCUUCCUUCACUCUCAACUACAGUAGCCACAACGUUUAUGCUGAUUUCACAACCAGCAUUCUUUCUGACUCAACUAAAUGCAACUCAUUCCACAGACUUCAGCUCCCCAUCCCCCAGUCUAUCCAGGGUUGUUUGCUUAUAAGUUUUAAGAUGUUUGAUUUGGUUUUGAGAAAGUAAACUAGUUUCUUUUCUAAUGA
Messenger RNA from Ceratotherium simum simum (southern white rhinoceros), 1820 nucleotides. It is a transcript of the gene UBR7, whose product is annotated as ubiquitin protein ligase E3 component n-recognin 7. Lineage: Eukaryota; Metazoa; Chordata; Mammalia; Perissodactyla; Rhinocerotidae. Gene Ontology annotation, molecular function: zinc ion binding; ubiquitin protein ligase activity. Gene Ontology annotation, cellular component: cytoplasm. The record is from RefSeq and is a predicted model, not a curated record.